This is a messenger RNA of Carassius carassius (crucian carp), 2325 nucleotides long. It is a transcript of the gene chst7, whose product is annotated as carbohydrate (N-acetylglucosamine 6-O) sulfotransferase 7. The record is from RefSeq and is a predicted model, not a curated record. Gene Ontology annotation, biological process: carbohydrate metabolic process; N-acetylglucosamine metabolic process. Lineage: Eukaryota; Metazoa; Chordata; Actinopteri; Cypriniformes; Cyprinidae. Gene Ontology annotation, molecular function: N-acetylglucosamine 6-O-sulfotransferase activity; chondroitin 6-sulfotransferase activity. The coding region runs from base 62 to 1312 and encodes 416 amino acids. The transcript is spliced from 2 exons. Gene Ontology annotation, cellular component: Golgi membrane.
GUGUCCUUCGAGGCUGGCGCCUCAGUUCGCCGAGAUCCGCGUCUCUCACUCAGCUGAGGCCAUGAAGAGAAAGCUUCAGAAAAAAUACAUCAUCUUGAUUCUAGGAUACUCAGUGGUGUUGCUUUUAAUUCCCUACGUACUAGAUUACCGGAGCAAAUCGUCCCACAUUAAAGAUGGAUAUCAGCAACAAAAGUGUCCCGAUCUGAAGAGCACCAUCGCCCUGUGGAGCAGCACCAGGACGGGCAACUCAACGGAGGUGGAGGACUUCGGCAACAGGAGUCAGUCCAGGACGCACAUAUACCUCCACGCAACCUGGAGGACAGGCUCUUCUUUUUUAGGGGAACUAUUUAAUCAGCAUCCCGAUGUGUUUUAUUUAUACGAGCCCAUGUGGAAUAUGUGGCAAGCGCUUUAUCCCGGAGAUGCGGGCAGUUUACAAGGAGCAGUGAGAGACAUGAUGAACUCUCUGUUUAGAUGCGAUUUCUCAGUGUUAAAACUCUACGCGGGCUCGUCCAACGUAACCACCUCUUUUAUUUUCGGCUGGAAAACCAACAAGGUCAUUUGCUCCGAGCCUCUCUGCAAAGCGUAUAAAAAGCACGAAAUCGGUUUGGUUCAAGGAGACGUGUGUAGCAAAUGCCACCACAGAGAUCUCAAAGAGCUGGAGAAAGAGUGCAAAAAGUACCCUGUGAUGGUCAUCAAAGACGUGCGGGUUUUAGAUUUGGCGGUUCUGGUUCCCCUCAUGCGAGACCCCGCCAUCAACCUCCAGAUAGUCCAGUUGUUUCGCGACCCCCGGGCCGUUCAUAACUCUCGGCUUAAGUCUAAGCUGGCUCUGGUGAAGGAGAGCAUACAGGUGCUGAGGAGCAAGAAGCAGAGCGACAAAUACAAGCGCCUUCUGGUGCCUAGCAACAGAGUCCACCGUGCAGAGAACUACGUCUCGAGCGCGAUGGAGCUAAUAUGCGAUAACUGGCUCAACGACAUGCUGCUCGUCAUGAACGCUCCGCCGUGGGUGAAGCGAAACUACAUGCAGCUGAAAUACGAGGACCUGGUCCUCAGACCCGUGGACGAGCUCCAGAAACUCUAUCGGUUCUCCAACCUUACCCUUUCUCCGGCCUUGGAGAAGUUUGUGAUAAACAUGACCCACGGACAGGGCUAUUCCUCGGAUAAACCUUUCCUCAUAUCAUCCAGAGAUGCCAAGGAGGCUAUUUUCGCCUGGAGGGAAAGGCUGAACGUGGAGCAGGUGAACCAGGUCGAAGCCUACUGCAGCGAGGUCAUGAGACAGCUGGGCUAUCAGAAGAGGAACAUGGACAACACCUAAAACCACCAAAACAUUGCUUUAUGAAGCCUGAUGUGCUGGAGGAACAGGAGGACAGAGGGGGAACAGCCUGAUAUGAAACUACGACACACGGAUGGAGCUGAGGAGCAAUACCCCGAGAGCUCCCUCACAUUGCCGCCACGGGGCGCAGAGUAGACGACAGAAGAGAAACACUCACAAGCCUAUCGACCUCAACUGAUACUGACAAGACUCCUGUAAGGAAAAGACUAAUAAUAACAAAGAGGGGAAACACAUUCAGCAAGAGAGAAUGAAACGGCCUGACAGACAGAUUUCAUCCGCAGUAAUCCCUGCCCAAUCCCCAGCAGCCCAUAAUCAGACACACAGGACCGGGUCCUUACGUGCAGUCGUGCUGUUACACAUGCACCAGGCCCGGAGACAGACAGACAGACAUCCCACUGAGUGUUCAAUUCACUGGGAGGAUUUCAGAAUCAAAACAUUUCUAGGCAUUCAUCAACUAUGUAUGAAAAGAGGAUUAUGCAUUAAGGACAUUCCAGUUUCUGUGGUACUGCCCAAUAAAAACAUGAAUGCACAACUUGUCUGUGAAGCACAAAGUGCAAUUGAGUGAACUGAAGAUCUAUAGAAAUUUAAGGGUGGAGAAAGAAUUUAUAAAAUUCAGAUUUCUCUCCCCUAGGUCUUAACCCUGGUGUGAGAUUUCCCAGUUCCCCCUGGACAUCACCAGUUUGUUCUUUUCAUACGAAGUCUGCACUGGGCUGUGCAGAAUGUGUUCAUUUGUGUAUGAAGAGGAUAGGAUUGCAAUUUGAAUAGUUAAACAGGCAGAACGUCUCAUCUAAAUCUAAAACGCACAAUCAUUCUUUGAGGAUACAGGUGUUUUUGUGCUUUUACUGCUCAACAGCAUUCACACUAUUAUUGCGUUAACAUUGUUUUGUCAUUCUAAACAACAUUUACUCUAAAGUUACGUGAACCGUCAGAAUUAAUUAAUGAAAACAUCUGUUAUUUAUAAAUAAAACUUGAACAUACAUUUUUGUUGUAAACAA